Molecule: messenger RNA, 2272 nt
Organism: Dalotia coriaria
Lineage: Eukaryota; Metazoa; Arthropoda; Insecta; Coleoptera; Staphylinidae
Product: sodium-independent sulfate anion transporter-like
Exons: 8
Coding region: 390-2201 (603 amino acids)
Biological process (GO): transmembrane transport
Cellular component (GO): plasma membrane
Molecular function (GO): sulfate transmembrane transporter activity
Source: RefSeq, a predicted model, not a curated record
AUAAUCUCCGCGAUUGGUACGUGAUAUAUUAAAAAAACGGUAAACAUGUUUAGAACUAAUACUCGGUUUUAAUGAUAAAAGACUACGUGCGUGUGAUAUCCGUUAUCUGGUCAUCCGGAAGUUUUUGAAGGGUCCCUAUGCACAGGUCAAGUCUCAAUUCUGACAGUUUCUACGCGUGCAUAAUCUCUUUUUAAACCUGAUUAGUCCCGAUAUUUAUGACAAACAAGCCCGCGCGUAAUAUAUAAAUUUGCUGUGGUUUUGUUGUGUCGUCAUUCAAUUUCGAAACUUGAGCCCCGCGCUUUAUCGUCUCCGAGUGUAGAGCAGCAUCAUACACACGCUGAUUGCGUUAACAAUUACGAGAGAAGCACGUGCCGUACAUAUUUUCAACUAUGCAUGAUAACAACGGCGGUGGGGCAGAUGUAAUGAGCACUGUUAAUGACAAGCAUGGUAUGGAAAGAUGGAAGCAGGUAUUACGCAGGAAGGUCCCAAUUCUGGAUUGGGGCAUGCGAUAUAAGGUCAGCUGGUUUGUUCAGGAUUUGUUAGCUGGUUUUACAGUAGGUCUGACUGAGAUUCCUCAAGGAAUUGCGUAUGCAUCUGUUGCGGGGUUACCUCCAGAGUAUGGCUUGUAUUGUGGGUUUAUGGGAUGUUUCAUGUAUUGCAUUUUCGGAUCCUGUAAAGAUAUUAACAUAGGACCUACCGCAAUCAUGGCGCUGAUGGCCCAACCACAUAUAGAUAAGAUGGGACCUGGUGGGGCGCUCAUUCUGACGUUUUUGUCAGGCUGUGUUAUUUUUAUAUUAGGAAUGUUACAUUUAGGUUUUGUGGUGGAGUUUAUAUCAUAUCCAGUAGUAGCAGGAUUUACAUGUGCUGCUGCUAUGAGUAUUGCCAGUUCUCAAUUUAAGGGACUCUUUGGUUUGAAAGGGAAAGCCAACGAGUUUCUUGAGAGUGUGAUCCAUUUGAUCGAAAAUAUAGGCGACACGAACAAAUGGGACGCCAUCUUGGGAUUUACCAGUAUUAUCAUUUUAGUGUUGAUGACGGAACUCAGGAGGUUGGGAAGCAUGAAAACAAAUCCAAAUUUAACACCUGCGCAAAAUAGGUAUAAAAAAGCUAUCUGGAUGAUAUCUUUAGCAAGAAAUGCUUUAAUAGUUGUCGUUGGAACUGCUUUGGCAUAUAUACUUAAAGAAAAUGGGGAAACUCCGUUUACUUUGAUUGAUCAGGUGGGAGAAGGUCUUCCGCCAUUCAAACUCCCACCAUUUGAAAUUACCAACAACGGAACUUAUUAUUCGUUUGGUAAAAUUAUUGAGACUUUUGGAAGUUCAUUGGCUUUUGUACCUUUAGUAGCCAUUUUAGAAAGUGUUGCGAUUGGUAAAGCCUUCUCUAAGGGAAAGACCUUAGAUGCUACUCAGGAACUUAUUGCUUUAGGAGUAAGCAACAUUAUGGGAUCUUUCGUUGGGUCCAUGCCGGUAACUGGAUCAUUCACCAGAACAGCAGUAAAUAAUGCGUCAGGAGUCCGAACACCGCUUGGAGGUGUCUUCACCGGUAGCAUGGUACUUUUAGCUUUGGGAUUCUUGACAAGUACAUUUGCAUACAUCCCUAAAGCUACUCUAGCCUCAGUAGUUCUUGUGAGCAUGUAUUACUUAUUUGAAUUUGAAGCAAUUGCCACAUUAUGGAGGACAAAAAAAUUGGACUUAGUUCCGUUUACAGUCACAUUUAUCGCCGCUUUAUUCCUCGGUUUAGAAUACGGAAUUCUUAUCGGAAUUGGUGUUAAUCUCUUGUUCGUGUUAUAUCUCACAGCCAGACCAAAGAUUGAGGUCAAGCCGGAAAAGUUGGUGCAGAUGCGUGGAGAUUGCUUGAUUGUUACACCUAGUACACCGUAUUUGAUGUUCCCUUGCGCGGAGUUUCUUCGGGAAACUGUGAUACAAGCUUGUGAAAGGUGUACGAAUAAUGUUAGUGUGAUAAUCGAUGGAAGUGUGAUUAAAUUUUUAGAUGCUACCGUUAUCAAGAAUUUACAAAUUUUAUUGGAUGAUUUGGAACUAAAGAAGCACAGAUUAAUUUUGUGGAAUUUCCAAGAGUCUGUCCUUGCAGAAUUGUUGAGGAUGGAUCCCCGGUUUGCAAAGCACCAUCACGUAGGAACUAAAGAAAAUAUUUUAAAUGAUGACCAGUUUGAACAAGUUAUGAUAAAUGACGACUACACUAUACAAUAAUAAUGUUAUGUAAUCUUAGCAACAAAUUGUAUUCAUUAUAAUAGCAAAAUAAUAAACCUUUUAUUCUCUUA